Aplosporella prunicola CBS 121167 is the source of this 710-nucleotide messenger RNA. RefSeq lists its product as uncharacterized. The transcript has a single exon. Lineage: Eukaryota; Fungi; Ascomycota; Dothideomycetes; Botryosphaeriales; Aplosporellaceae. The coding region runs from base 14 to 289 and encodes 91 amino acids. The record is from RefSeq and is a predicted model, not a curated record.
GAAUCAACUCCAAAUGCCCGGUGCGUCCUACCAUUUAAACAUCCAGCUCUACAUCAACACUCUAGGUACUAACUCCCCCUCACCACUAUCAGAAAACAGCCAAGCACUAACCAUAUCAAAAAGAAUAUCUGCAUCAAUUACAUCAACUACCACCUGCCAUCCAAUCUCCCAUGCAACCCUCAUCCCACCCCUCCACACCACAGAACCCGUGCUUAGCUGCCCUCACCUCACGUGCGACAGUCCAAUCAUCACAGGUGCGAGCCAGCUGCCACUGCCAGAAGAUCCUUGAGAGACAGAUAGGUGUCAUGUGACGCACGCACACGCGCACGCACACACGAGCUAAUUCCACGGCUCGCCAAAAUCUUCAGCAGCAUCUAACCUUAAAAACAGGUGAGCAGAUCCGACAACGGCCGUCACCAGACAUCGCACGCGGUGCACAGACAGUCAACACUAACAGUAGCACUAGUAGCAUUGGCAGCAUCAGCAGCAGUAGAGUGAGUGUAUAACAGUUUCAUUGAGAAAACGGUGUAAAAGUAGUAGUCGAGAAAAAGAAGAAGGAAAAAGAGCCCAUAACAAAGACCAAACCAAACCAUCGAUCCCAUCCGCAGAGCAGCAGUAGUAGAAGUUGGUGGUAGAGACCGCUUUUUGUGAACCGUGCAAGAGAAAACCCGAGCUGAUCGCUCAAAAGGAGAUACUGAAAAAAAAAAAAA